UGGUUGGAAAAAAAUUCUAGAUAUUACAACAAGUGUAGAAGCGAUUGAUUGAAAUCCCAAAUGAUUUCGCCCAACCCCAAGCACGGACUAGAGGCGAGCAAUUAAGGCAGGCAAAGCAACAGUUUAUCGGUUUCUGCUGGAGAGAGCAAGAGCGACUGGCGAAGGAAGGGGAGCAUACCAAGUGUAGAACUGUGUAGUAGACUAGUAGGAGAGGAAGAAAAAGAGCGCCCCUUCUCGUUUCCUUACCUUUCCUGCUUUCUUACGAUUGUGAUCGCUGUUCGACUACCAUUGCAGCUGGGGGGAGCAAUAUUGUCAAGUCCAAAGAAGCUCCACAGCCCAUCCACUCGAGCACAAUUUGCUCUUCCGCCGUUGCAGCAGCCUCCGUCGUUACUUCGGCUUCUGGGGUGCUCCCUCCCUCCCUAAUGGACUCUCUUAAAACUUAAGUCGAUCCAACUUCCGACUCCCCAUUUUCGCUAGAUCUCUCCUCACGAUUGACGGGCCUCGGUUUCAGUAAGCAAUGGCGCUUAAGAGGGGAAUGUCCGCCAGUCGGAACAACCGGGGCCCCGGUGGUGGAUCUCGAUUGCCGAUUACGGUUGCUUUAUUCUUCUUCUUGUUCUUGGUGGCGCUAAUGUUCUCCAUUGGUCCGUGGCUCCGCACCGGCGCUCCUAUUGGCGAAGCCAGUCUUCCGAAUGGCUCCAGUGACCAGGAUUUGGAUUGGAGAGAACGGUUGGCAUUGCAACACGUUAGAUCGCUUUUCACUAAGGAUGUCAUUGAUGUGAUCACAGCUAAUACCGCUGAUUUGGGGCCUUUUAGUCUCGAUGCUUUUAGAAGAAGCAAUCUGUCUGCUUCAUGGAAACUUGUUGGAGCUGAGGUUUCAGCUGACCAUUUAUCCUCUUAUGAGUUAAAGUCAAAGCAGCCAGCUAGCAUUGUCAAGCAAGAAGUUCCGACCAGAAAAGAUGAUCAGGCUCCAUUUAUUGAAUCACCUGAAAAAUUUGCUCGAAGGCAACUAAGAGAAAAAAGACGUUACAAACGUGCAGCGGAGUUGAUGCGCCAAGGAGAUGAAACAACUAUAAAAUUUGAAAAUGCUGCUAUUGAACGCUCUAAAUCAGUUGACUCUGCUGUUCUUGGAAAAUACAACAUUUGGAGAAAAGAGAUCGAGACUGAGAAUGUUGAUUCUACUGUACGCUUAAUACGAGAUCAGAUGAUAAUGGCAAGGGUAUACUUAAGUAUCGCAAAGAUGAAAAACAAGACUGAUUUUCAGCAAGAGCUACAAGCUCGGCUUAAAGAGAGUCACCGGCUCGUAGGAGACGCAACAGCUGACUCUGAACUACAUCAAAGUGCUCCGGAGAAAAUUAAAGCCAUGGGGCAAGUUUUGUCCAAAUCAAGGGAACAGCUAUAUGACUGUAAAAUGGUCACUGGGAAGCUCAGAGCAAUGCUCCAGACAGCCGAUGAGCAAGUCAGGAGCUUGAAAAAGCAAAGCACAUUCUUGAGUCAAUUGGCUGCGAAGACAGUUCCUAAUGGAAUUCAUUGCUUGUCUAUGCGCCUAACAAUAGACUACUAUCUCCUUCCUCUAGAGAAGAGAAAGUUCCCACGCAACGAGAAUCUGGAAAAUCCAAGUUUAUACCACUAUGCCCUCUUCUCCGAUAAUGUCUUGGCAGCUUCAGUUGUUGUUAACUCAACUAUCGUGAAUGCAAAGGACCCUUCAAAACAUGUAUUCCACCUGGUUACAGAUAAACUAAAUUUUGGAGCAAUGAAUAUGUGGUUUUUAUUGAACCCCCCUGGAAAGGCCACUAUCCACGUUGAGAAUGUAGAUGAAUUCAAGUGGCUUAACUCAUCCUACUGCCCGGUUCUCCGUCAGUUGGAGUCUGCUGCAAUGAAGGAGUAUUACUUCAAGGCAAACCACCCCACAUCUCUCUCUUCAAGUGCUUCGAAUCUGAAGUAUCGGAAUCCCAAGUAUCUCUCAAUGCUAAAUCACCUAAGGUUUUAUCUGCCAGAGGUUUAUCCCAAGUUGAACAAGAUACUAUUUCUUGAUGAUGACAUUGUUGUCCAAAAAGAUCUGACCGGCCUAUGGGCCGUGGAUCUGGAUGGAAAAGUGAAUGGUGCGGUUGAAACAUGCGGCGAAAGCUUUCACCGGUUUGACAAGUACCUCAACUUUUCAAAUCCUCACAUUGCCAGAAACUUUGAUCCCAAUGCUUGUGGAUGGGCAUACGGUAUGAACAUGUUUGAUCUUGAAGUGUGGAAGAGGAAGGAUAUCACUGGUAUAUAUCACAAGUGGCAAAACAUGAAUGAGGAUAGGGUACUUUGGAAGCUUGGGACGCUGCCACCAGGGUUGAUAACAUUCUAUGGAUUGACGCACCCACUUGAGAAGUCAUGGCAUGUCCUUGGUCUCGGUUAUAAUCCCAGCGUUGAUAAAGCGGAGAUCGAUCGUGCUGCGGUGAUUCACUAUAAUGGCAAUAUGAAGCCAUGGCUGGAGUUGGCCAUGACAAAGUACAGGCCAUAUUGGACCAAGUACAUUAAGUACGAUCAUCCCUAUCUGCGCAACUGCCGCUUAAGUGAAUGACGGAGAUCACAUUGUACGGCCAGGUACAUAGCCGAUCGAAAUGCAGUUUAAUUUCUCAAAAGGCAAUUGAUAAGGGUAUGAUGUACUCACUGCACGCACGAGAAGAAGGAAUGUAGCUGAGUUUUCUGUGCUGCACUUCCGUCGGAAUUCCACACACGAUUGUUUGUUCUUGUUCAGUUCUUCCCAUUCAUUGCAUUCGUUGGAAGCAGUUAGCUGAUAUUCCUUUCCAUCUCCCCCCAUGUCGACCUGUAAAAUAUCUGAAACAGGACUGUCCCUUCUCCCCAAUCUCCUUUCAACUUUUAGUUCUCUUGUUUUUGGUCCUGGACGGAUGUUUCAGGAACUGAGUUCAGUUUGAUAGGGGUAGGAAAACUCGACAUAGAUGUUAACGGCACGAGCGUUAUUUCGCCAAUGCUGUUUGUCAAAGUUGAUGAAUGACGGAUCCACUGUGACUCUAUUGUAACUGGACUUGCCGUCUCCUUGUUUAGGAGUCUUGUGCUAGGGUCACGGUUCGCCGUACUAUGAGGAGUGUCCAUGAAACCGUAAUGGCGGUUCAACCACGAAAUACAUGUAUCGGAGGCUAAACCGAUAUACGGUAUUUACCGGUAUAACGGUUGAACUAUGAUUAAAUCACGAUUUUGUCAUAAAAUAUCCUACCGCUGA
Messenger RNA from Linum tenue, 3220 nucleotides. Lineage: Eukaryota; Viridiplantae; Streptophyta; Magnoliopsida; Malpighiales; Linaceae. The record is from the annotation of a GenBank genome assembly.